UCGAUUCGCUCGUCUAUCGACGGCCUCAUCGUGUGGCAGACCAAACUAAUCGAUCCACGCUGCUGCUGACUUGUCCGAUCUCGGAUUUCCUGGUCAGAUGAGAGAGCUCGGAAAACAUAUAAACAAAUCAUCACUCUCGCUCUAUCACCUCGGAAGUCAGUUGUUAAUAUAACUUAAACGGCCGGGUGAUCGCACCGAGUAAAGGAUUAAAUUCUAAGUUAAUAUCUGUGUGUGCUCCCUGUAUCCGCGUUAAAGAUGUCUGCGUCCGCCGGCGGUGCUGUAUCUCCGGGCUUGGCCCUCUCUCCCGGUCCCGCUUCGUCUCCCGGCUCCGGCAUGUCCAUGUUCCGAUGGCUGGAGGUGCUGGAGAAGGAGUUUGACAAGGCGUUUGUGGACGUGGAUCUGUUGCUGGGAGAGAUCGACCCGGAUCAGGCUGAUAUCACAUAUGAGGGCCGUCAGAAGAUGACCAGCCUCAGCUCGUGUUUUGCUCAGCUGUGUCACAAAUCCCAAACCAUCUUUCAGCUCAACCACAAACUAGAGGCUCAGCUGGUGGACCUGCGGUCGGAGCUGACAGAUGUCCAGGCGGAGAAGGCUGUGGUGGAGAAGGAGGUUCAUGAACAGCUUCUUCAACUCCAUGCCAUGCAGCUCAAACUCCAAGCCAAAGGCGGACAGGCGGUCGACUCUGACUCCAUCAAGGACAGGAUGCCUGUGCCUUCAGUGGAGGACAGGGAGAAGGAACUGGAGGCCAGUAAGAAAGAAAAAGUGAAGGAGGCCAAGUUGGAGGCAGAGGUGAAGAUGUUGAAGAAAGAGAACGAGGCCCUCCGCAGGCACAUUGCGGUACUACAGGCUGAGGUGUAUGGAGCCAGGCUGGCGGCCAAGUAUCUGGACAAAGAGCUGGCUGGGAGGGUGCAGCAGAUCCAGUUGCUCGGGCGAGACAUGAAAGGACCGGCUCAUGACAAACUGUGGAACCAGCUUGAAGCUGAGAUUCACCUGCACCGCCACAAAACGGUGAUCCGAGCCUGCAGGGGGCGCAAUGAUCCCAAAAAACCCUUGCCAUCACCUGUGGGGCAUGACACAGAUUCUCUAAAAAAGUCCCAGGGAGUCGGCCCUAUACGCAAAGUGGUAUUGACCAAAGAAGACCAUGAAGGACUUGGCAUCUCCAUUACCGGCGGGAAAGAGCAUGGUGUUCCCAUCCUCAUCUCUGAAAUCCACCCCACCCAGCCUGCAGAGCGUUGCGGAGGACUGCACGUGGGAGAUGCCAUCUUAGCCGUCAACAACAUCAACCUAAGAGACGCAAAGCAUAAAGAGGCCGUCACCAUCCUCUCACAGCAGAGGGGGGAAAUCGAGUUUGAGGUGGUCUACGUGGCUCCAGAGGUGGACUCUGAUGAUGAGAACGUGGAGUAUGAAGAUGACAGCGGACACCGCUACCGUCUGUACCUGGACGAGCUGGAGGAGGCAUCAGGAGCCGGUCACAACAAUGGCACUGCCGACCCCGCAUCCCUACAAGCUGUAGGGAAGCACUUAGUGAACAACAGAACAGAGAAUGGAGAUGCCGCCUUGUCCAGUGAAUGCCCCUCAGACGACAAGACCUCCAAGACAGCAGAGUCUGCAGAAAGUUCCUCUUAGAUCUCCAGACAAACAGAAGGAUCCCGGAGAGGAGAGAGAGAGAGAGGAGCGUCAGGCGCAGAGACAGAGACCAGAAAGAGAUUAAGUCUGCACAUGUAUAAUAUGUAACAUACCAGAUUCUUCUUGUUUUAUGCCGUUUGGAGAACAGCCUGCUUCAGUGUCCACUGGAAAUGGAUGAACCACUGAGAAACACUGAGAGAAGAGGACAUAAUGUUACUCAGUGGCCACAAAGGAUUGUUUGCAAAUGUAUGUCACCAUCUUGCUUUAUAUUUGUAAAGAAACUAUGACAAUUUACAUAGACGAGUAAAGUGAUGGGAUGGAAUUAUAUGAUAUAAGAGUUGAUUUCCUCUUUUAUGUAACCUCUCUGUGCAUUUAAUGACCCUCUGUAGGUGAGCUGAAUUUGAGCUCAAAUGUAGGGCUCCGACUUUAAUGAUUCACUCUUCUUCUCUUGUACUGAAGUAGAUGGAUAUAGCAAUGAGUUACUGUUUGCUCAAAAUGUACGCACUUUGUUUUUAACCUCUGUGUUUUAGCCUAAUGUGAUCCUGUACUUAGCUGCUCUAAACUAAAGCGAAGGCAAACAGGAUGAUGCUGCUUCCUGUUCUGCUCACAGGGUGGUCAGGAGGGGACGGGGACAGAAAUGACACAGCAUGUUUCACUAAUAGUUAACAUCCAUGUGCUUUCAUUUCAUUGCUUACUUCACGAACAGUGCAAGAACAGAAGGGGAGAGGUGCCAUUUAGUUGGUCCACAAUAAAUUUGGGGGUGGAUUUCAAA
Molecule: messenger RNA, 2395 nt
Organism: Cyprinus carpio (common carp)
Lineage: Eukaryota; Metazoa; Chordata; Actinopteri; Cypriniformes; Cyprinidae
Product: Golgi-associated PDZ and coiled-coil motif-containing protein-like
Biological process (GO): negative regulation of protein localization to cell surface
Cellular component (GO): Golgi apparatus; membrane; trans-Golgi network transport vesicle
Molecular function (GO): transmembrane transporter binding
Source: RefSeq, a predicted model, not a curated record